AUGUUGACGGCGGGCGGCAUGGAGUUGAGGUUAGACGGAGUGGUUGUGAAAGUGCAACGAGCAGAGACGGCUGGAGAGACGGCGGAGAUAGUCACAGGCACGAAGGAGCGAGCGGAGGAGUUGGAAGCGCAGGUGAAGAGGCAAGGCGAGACCAUGGCAGCUCUGAAGCGAGAGGUGGACGAAAUGAGGCGCGCGAUGGUGAAGGGGGCGCUGGAGAUGAUGGGAGCGGCGGAGAACCACGGCGCUGGAAGUGCCGCGGCAGGAGAAGCACAUGACGCGGACGGCCUUUCAGCGCAGCCGGCGGCGAAGGGCGAGGCGCUUAUGGCCCUAGUGGAGGCCAUGAUCACGGCGCGGGUGAAGGACGUACGCGACGAGCUCGAGUCGCAAGUGAAGGGAUUGACGGAGCAGUUGGAGGCCGUGAAACGUGAGGCGAGGGACGCGACGAGCGAGGCGAGGGCAGUGAUCGAGCGGCAGGCGGCGGAGAUAGCGGACGUGAAGGCGACAGCGGCGCACAUUGACGCGCGGAUGAACGACGUGGAGCUGGCGGUGGCGGAGUGGAAGAGCGCGCGGGAGACGACGCGCGCGGAGCACAGCGACGGCAACGCGGGGGAGCAUGCAGGGGCGGAGGGGCGCGAGGGGAAAAAGAGGAAGAGGGAGGUCGAAGGGGAUGAGCUGGCAGAAUUUACUGGUGCUGCAGGAGUUGCUGCGGACGAUGGAGAUCAAAAACGGGAUGAUGGGGACAACUCGGGCUGGGAGGUUGAAUGUGAGAAGGUGAAGAAGGCGGUGGAGGAGGUGGAAAGCAGAGUGGCUAAGCUGGAGACGACGAGUGACGAAUUUGGAAAUGACACUUGGCAUCUGUAG
Closterium sp. Naga37s-1 is the source of this 861-nucleotide messenger RNA. NCBI's taxonomy places the organism in Eukaryota, Viridiplantae, Streptophyta, Zygnematophyceae, Desmidiales, Closteriaceae. The record is from the annotation of a GenBank genome assembly.